Messenger RNA from Symbiodinium pilosum, 945 nucleotides. The record is from the annotation of a GenBank genome assembly. Lineage: Eukaryota; Dinophyceae; Suessiales; Symbiodiniaceae.
AUGGAGGUAUCCAAUGGACUGCAGACACAGUCGUGUCAGACAGAUGAUGUGGCAUUGGUCUCACACUACCCGGCCAAUCUGUUGUUUGCCCAGGGCAUGUUGAACACUACUUUGCUCCAAUUGCAGCAGGUUGAGUUGCAGAUAUCCCGCCUGCACGAGUACGUCCAAGAGCACAGGCGACUGCAGGAGACCUGUGACAAAGAUGCUUUUCAGCGUUCGCGCUUCGGUUUCAGUGGAGAAGCAGAGGCAGUCGUCGCUGCGGCCAACGCUCUGACGGCCUAUGCGGAGGGCUGGCCUGGAAACCAACCCGCUGAGCCGGAUGAAGCCCAAGAAGGGCAGCCUGCAGCAGCGCCUGACGCUGCAAACGCUGCACCAGACGCAGCAGCGCAGGAAGCAGCGGCACAGAGGCCGGUGCACAGAAGAAGGCUAUCUCUCCUUUUCAAGGUGUUCAUGGUGAUGAUCCUUCUGGAGGUGAAGCUCCUUGGGUGGUACCUCUUGUACCUUCUCCUGGCGCUCCUCUACUUAGGUGGAGUUUUCGACCCUUGGAUCGAGUGGUGUCAAAAUCUGGCAAACACACAAGUCACGCUCGAGCACCAGCUCAACGCCUUGCGAAGAGAACAGCAGGCAGCCAAUGAAGCGGCCUCUGCUGGCGUCAAUGCUGGAGAAGCCGCGGGGGUGGGGACCGGUGGUGAAGCAUCGGAAGGCAGCUCAGGCAGCCAAGCUCAAGCUGCCACAGAGCAGGAGGACAGCCAAAGGCAGGGAGAACCUGCAGAAGUUGCACCUUCUGCCAGUGGUGAUGCGACAAGCGCGACACCCGAUGCGCCAGCAGCAGCACCGGCUCAGCCACAGCCGCCGCCCUAUUGGCAGCGCUUCAUCUACCAGCUGUUUGUCAUGUUCUUUCUCACCCUGCUGCCCUGGUGGAACCCGAACCCGAGGUUCCUGUAG